Molecule: messenger RNA, 1660 nt
Organism: Eutrema salsugineum
Lineage: Eukaryota; Viridiplantae; Streptophyta; Magnoliopsida; Brassicales; Brassicaceae
Product: putative GPI-anchored protein pfl2
Exons: 5
Coding region: 22-1350 (442 amino acids)
Source: RefSeq, a predicted model, not a curated record
UGUUUUUGUAAACCACCGUCGAUGAGCGAUCGGAGUCUGAAAAAGUCUCUCUCCGGAAAAAGCAACCGCCUCGUUGGAGAUGCCGACGAGAAUUUGGAUCUCUUCUCAGUCAACCGUGGUGACCUGACUUCUUUUGAUCUAGUUUUGCUUAAACCAGGAAGACAUUCUUUCGAACAAGCUAAAAUUGCUAAGCCUGAGGCAGAUGAUGAAAAGAAACAUGGCAAUGACCCGCUUUAUACUAUUCCUGAAGUUCCAUUGGGAACUCUUUCUAGAUUGGUUCUAGAAGCUAGAAACGUAACCUCCAAGCUUCAAUCCAUUUCUACGAUAAAGACUGGUUCAAGGAGCGAGAGCGAUCCAUCUUCAAAACCAACUCGAAGCAAUUCAACAAUACGUCCCUCAAACAUUCCAACAUUUCGUCCCUCCAACAUUGGCCCCACCUUUCCCACUGUCAGAUCUUCUUCAGCCCCCCAGAAGACAACAACAGCUUCAGCUCCAGCUCCAGCUUCGGUUUCAUUUCCAAAAAGAUCUGUCUCUCGGUCAUUAACUCCUGUAUCACGCAAAACACCAUCAAGAUCUUCAACUCCUUCAAGAAUCAGUACUACAACUACUUCAACAAAUCCUUCCUUUAAAAAAGGUGGAGAUGCUCAAAGAUCAAGAUCGUUGACUCCAAGGUCAAAGCCUCAGAUUUCAGCAAACUCAGCUACACCUUCAAGUAGCACCAAUGUGCGUUCUACGUCUGUGUCAUCACGCCCAUCAGUUUCAGCAACACCUCGAACACCGCCAAGAGUAAAAGAAACAACAGUCACUCUAGCGUUUGGUAGACCAGUGGUAACCACAAAUUCGCCAAAACGGAACACCUCACCUGAUGUUACAAGAACGAGGCCUAAAGGGCACUCUGCUUCUUCUUCACAUACACCAGCAAGUCCCAAGUCUGUGAAGUCAACUGCAACUGUUGCGGAUUCAACGAGGUCUGGAAGAAAACUGUCAAAAGCUUCAGUUCAAAUUGCUAACAAUCACUUGGAUGUGUCACGAAAUGGGAAAGUGGGGACAAAUCCGUUUUUGAGUACAAUGUUGUACCCACACAGCAUAAGAUCUUCUUCUUUAAGAAACCGGUACUGUGGUAGUAGUGAAGGAAGCAGCAGCAGCAACAACCAGGAAGAGGAAGAAGGAAAAAGCUUAACGAAAGAAGGAGGCACGGAGAAGAACGAUAGUGCGCGUUACGACGCACUCUUGAAUGUAAAAGAUGUGAAGGAUACUAACUGGCUACUUAACCUUGAUGAUGAAUCUAAUCAUUCUCUCAUCUUCGACAAUGCUUUCGACUCUCCUCCUGAGCCAUUCUCUCCUCUUUGAGUCUUUUUUUUUUUCUAUUUGUUUAGUUUUAAACUCUAAAACAAGAGUUGCUUAAUAAAUAAUCCUAAUUCACUCCUUUCUUUUAUGCGAUGAAAGAAGGGAAAAAAAAAGAGAGGAUUGUUCUACUCGUUGGGGUCUUUGUGUUCUUGGAGUGUUUUCUUGUAUUGAUUGACAAAAAUAUACAGCUUUGAGCUUGUGUUCUUUUGCUCAACAUAUUUUUGCAAGAAAAGACUGUGGAAUUACCGGUAUUGCGAAAUUCAAAUUAAUUGAAGUGUAAGCUCGGUUGUAGUUUACCUCGUAUGAUUAAUAU